GUGCUCCCCUUGGUCCGUCCUUCCCAAACGGCCCGACCUUUCACCUACUUUCCUUCUCAGUAUAAAAUUGUCCUCCCAUCCUCUAUUUCUUUAGUUUUUCUUCAUUUUACUUUCUUCUUCACUUUUCAGUAGAAACUUUUUCUCCCUCCCUAUUCUCUCUUUCUCACAUCAUAGAUAUUUUCUUCGAAACCUUUAGUAAAAAUGGAGCCGAGUUCAUCUGGUGCUGGUAAACAGAUAUCUAGAGAGGAUUCUGCAAGGAUGAGGAGAGAACGUUUAUCGGUUCCAAUACCAUUAACACACCCUUUUCCGGAUCCAUUUUUGAAGAUCAAUUUAUCAGUUAUUUGACCAGUACGGAUCUCCAAAGCUACAACAUCAUCGAUACUAGUCCGAACCUAUUGAGUUCAGAGGGCAGUCGUUCUAUAGUACUUCCUCUUGAGAGUCUUCCUCGGGAAUGUAUUGAAAGUGGUGAUUAUCGAGAACCCCAAAUAGACUUUGUCUCGACUACCCUUGUGAGUCAUGAAUGGUCCUCAUGGAAACAUUAUAUUCUUUCGAAACCUCGGAAUUUGCAGCACAUACGGGAUCUUGGUAUUGAAGAUGCUCUGAAUUUAUCUACUCAUCAAAGUAUUUUUCUGGAUAAUAAGGCUUUGUCUCUGGCAUGUCUUAGAUGGGUCGCUGGUGUUCACACCCUUGUCUUUGAUUAGGGGAAGGCAUCCCCCACUCUGAAAGAUGUAGUUGCUCUUACGGGGUUACAUGUCCAUAGUUCUCAUUCUUUUGAAGAAGUCGAUCCUGAGAAAUCCAUGACGACUGCGGAUAAUACUAUUUUCAAUACUUUAGUAGAGGUUCGGAAAGCUAUCUUCCGUAAGGUAGAAACUGGGACUACUGGUGCUCCGGUUAAAGAAGAUAAACGUGCCUCUCUUUCUUGUUGGAUGAAUUAUUGGGCUCCUCGUUUGACUGAGACUAUUGAUAAAAAGAAGUUGCCUUCAUUGGUGAAGUCUUGUCUUCCUCCGGAUCAUGGUCAAAAUAAUGAUGCCGAACUUGCUGCUUUCUUGGCCUAUUGGUUAAUCCAUGAUUUGUUUGAAUGUCCUCCGAAGGACAUCAUUCGAGACGUCAUUUUGCAUAUAGCUGUCCUGAUGUCGAGAGGUGUGACAUAUCCUUUGGAUCCCAUGGGGGAUUGUAUCGUCACCUAGAUACUCUGGUCUCGGAUAUAUAAGUGGUGAAUAGUCAUGAGCAUACAGUGGAGAGCUAUGUCCCUACCAGUUUUCUUCAGAUGUGGUUUAGGGAAAGGUUUCUCGCAUGUAGGUUAGGGACACAAGAUUUGGCUUCACAUAUGAGAGGGAUUGCUGCUGUUACUCUUUCCGGUCGCCUUCCUUUGACUCCAUCCCGCUAUCCUCGCACCGCUUUGUAUGAGAAUGUGCAUAUAAAGAAGGCGAGUCAGAAACUUCAUUUGAUUAUGGAUAAGUUAAAGUCCUUCGUUGCGCGCCCAUACGAGGAUGUCUCUGGCGAGCCGUUAUUCCUUAAUCCGACUACAGUGUUUCUUGAUGAUGAAUUGGACUCCAUUAAUCCGCAACUCGGUGAUGAGGAAUGGGAUUUUGUAUCCAUGGUAACUCCGGGCUUCAUUCCUGGUUACUUCAAUGAGAAGUUCUGCGCAGUUGCUUAUAAUUUCAAUAGAGUUGCAAGGCAGUUAGGCUACGACCAAGGAGUGCCUUCUAUAUUAACACCCCUUUUCCUUGAAGAUGAAUCUAUACUGCAUGAUUGAUAUCGGCGAUUUGUCUUCAAGCCUGAGGAGCCAAGGCUUUGUCAGGAUCUUCCAUUUCGAUUACCAGUAUCAUCCUCGAGGAGGCCUCCUAUUUUCACGCAAGAUUGGUGUACUUAUUGGUAUGAUCAGUUGACUCAGAUAGCUGAAUUUGUAUGUUCUCCCGCUCUUCCGAUGCUAGUGCUCAGCCCCCGUAGUCUACAUGGCCGUUGUCGCAUCAAGCUUGCUUCUCAUAUUGCCAAAUCGUAAAAUAUAUGAAGCCAAAGAUAAGUCCGCGAUGGGAAAAGGUGAGAGCCAUGUUUCCAACGAUGACACCACCAAUGUUAGUUUAUUGUGUCUUUUCUUGGGUUGUUCCUCAUUCCUUCGGAGUCCGAAGUAGAAGUAAGUUUGCGACGUCAUCGGGCACUAUUGAAGAGGAGGGUGAGACGCACGGUUCUCAAGUUGCAUCCUCUGGCAUCAAUAUUCAGGAUUCUCCGAUGGCACGCACCGAAAAAUUUGGAGAGCAGACAAGUUCGAGGAAAAGACGGAACACAGGUGCUCAUGGUGGCCCCGGGGCACAACAUUUCGAAGACCAAGCUCCAGUCACCCCAACUCCUAUUGGUAGCUCCGGGUCUUUGAUAGUUUGAUUGGCAGUGCCUCUUCGUUUGAUUUCAAAGGGAAUUUCGUCCCUGUCGCUUCCACAUAUUCUCACUUCAUUUCCGUUUACAAUUUCCCGGUGUCUCCGUUGUUGAAGGAUUUGUUACAAGCUUAUUGGAGAAGUAUGGUCAUAUAGCUUCUACAUCAGUUCUCUCCGACUGCAACAACUUGAUUUCUAGUGUUUCAGAUUUGUUGACUGUGGAAAAGGCAAUGGACGAAGUUAGCGCUGAUUGUCCGUCAGAGGAUUGACGGUCGUCGCAGGUGCAAUCAAAUUAAUAAACAUAUUUCCCACUAAUUAACUAGUAAUAUAGCGGUAAUAAGAGAUC
This is a messenger RNA of Papaver somniferum (opium poppy), 2715 nucleotides long. RefSeq lists its product as uncharacterized. Bases 2008 to 2379 code for a protein of 123 amino acids. The record is from RefSeq and is a predicted model, not a curated record. NCBI's taxonomy places the organism in Eukaryota, Viridiplantae, Streptophyta, Magnoliopsida, Ranunculales, Papaveraceae. The transcript has 3 exons.